Messenger RNA from Prorocentrum cordatum, 3805 nucleotides. Lineage: Eukaryota; Dinophyceae; Prorocentrales; Prorocentraceae. The record is from the annotation of a GenBank genome assembly.
AUGGCAGGCCAGCCGCUCUACCCGUCGCUGGUCGGGGAUUGUCGGGUUGUGUUGGUCGAGGCGGCGGCUGACCUCGACGAGAUGUGCAAGAGCCUAGGUCUUCCAGACUAUCGCUCAAACUACGGAUGCUUGCGUUGUUUUGCGCACAGGAACACGUUUGCCGACCUGGCCGCGCCUUCCCGCAAGCGCACUCACGAUUGGUUGUUGGACACAGCUGCCACAGCAUUGUUCCGGCUCCCCGUGGAUGACGAUGGCGCGGCCGAGCUGCGCGAGAACUCGCGCAUCAAAAGGAAACGGGGCGGCGUUGUCGUGUCGAGUGUCAUGCGGGACAAGUUCCCGCUGCUGAGGCGAGGGGACAGGAUCGAACCUGUCCACCCUGGCUUUCCUGAUUUCUGGCACGGGGAGCGGGAUGACCCGCUGCUUAAACUGAAAGCGGGCAAGUCUAGGAAGUUAUUGCCGUACGUUGUGCACUUACUUCGUGACCAGGGCGGUCAGUUGCUGCUGGACGACGCCGACCCUGCCAUGCGUGAGGGUACCAAGCUGCUCACCGUUGGCACUGGGCUGCUGGAUUACAGCGAGAUCUUGCGCGGCCAACCGCGCAGAAUGGAUGAGCUGGCUGUCCUGCACUUGGAGAGCGUCAUUUUUGACGCCAUGGCAGCUUGGAUCUCCACAGGCCGUAAAGUUGUCAUGAAGUUUCAUGUGGGCGGCACACUGUGCGGACAUGCCUCGGGGAUGUGCAUCCCCGACGCGCAGCAUGUCCGCGCUCCGCUGCGCACUCGCAUAGUUCUUGGCGGAUCUGGAGGCAACGGGGAGAAGCGCGCCGAGGACCUCGGGACUUUCGUGAGCGUCGCGAGAAUGGCCCGGUGGGCGGUCGUACUCAAGGUGGAGUUGCCGGUGGGGUCGGGCGAGCUGUCUGCUCGCCUGAGCGAGGAGCGCGCCUUGUGGGCCUCUUGCCUGGACGAGAAGGUCGGCCACCUGGUGGACCUUAUGGGGUCGCUUGAGCAGCGGCUGGACGGCCUCGACAGGCUCGGCGGGCCUGGCUUCCAGCCUGCGGCCGCGGACUACGACGAGGAGCUGCAGGUGGAGUCGGGCGCGCACCGCCUCUCCAGCGAGCUCUCGGUGGUCUCGUCCGGGCGGGAGGUGGCCUCGAGCGCGUCGACUGGAGACCCCCAUCGCCUGGAAGGCGCUGGCAAGAUGGGUCAGUUGUCGGUCCUGGACACAAUGUGCCGCGCGGUUGAGGCGCUGCAGGACCAGAAUCGCAUUCACCGCAGCGAGAUCAAGGCGCUGCAGGCGCAGCAUGUGGAGCAGAGAGACGUCAGCAACGAUCUCGCACGCGGACUCGAAAGCGUGAAGGAGGACGUUCGCUUGCUCCAGGCGGUGCCGUUUCCACUUGCUGCGGACCUGGAGGAGCUCCGCGCCCAGCUCUUCCAGAACUGCGGCGACGUCGCCGCCCUCCGGGACAAGGUGCUGGUAAGGCUGCAGUCCUACAUGUGCCACUACCUCCUCAGCCAGGAUACGCUCGACCUGCGGAUGCCUCACAGAAGCCACAACACCAACAUCAAAGGCAGCAGCGACACCAGUAGCCGACACUCCCAAAGCGCCCGCGCCGAUUACAGGGACGGCGACGCCAACGGCGCCAAUUACCCCGACUACCUCAGAGAUUUCGAAGCACUUGUCAAGCAUGUUGGUAGACAGCGCGCCUCCAGCCCACAAGAGAUGCCCGACGUCGCCAACUCCGCCACCGACGCAGCCGUCACCAGUGGAGAUCAAGGGUUCUCGCAGGCGGGGGACUGGCCAGGCGAACAGCUCCACCAGGCGAUGCUGGCCACAGGACUCAUAGCGACCAACGCCAUGCUUCCCGACCCCGAGAGCGGCCACACGUACACGGACAACUCGGGGCAUCGCCGCCCGCUCGACAUUCAACGCCAGAUAGAACAGUUGCUGGUCGCACAUCCGACCAGAGUUCAGGUGUUGAACAUUGAUGCGGACACAGACCCCGAGGUUCGAAGCCUGCUCGACAUGCCAGAGGUUCGACAGUGGGAUAUGCACCAGUGCAUGUUCGGGGAGGAUGCCGAAGAAGGACCAGCCAUCCGACUGCCCAAAGUGCCAGUCGAGCUCUUCAAGUUCGUCCAAGGCAUGGAGGGGGGGGAGGGCAACGCGGCCAAGCAGUUCUUCGAGGGCCUCGAGAAGGUCAUCGGAGACCUCGGCGCGACCAAGAGCCACCUGAUCUACAACAUUGCCGCUCUCCAGGGCGAGGUGCAGAGGCAGGGCGGGCGCAUCGGCGCUCUGCUGCAGGCCACCGGCCUCGAGAGAGCCGACCCGCCGCACGUGCGCACCGACAGCGCCCCGCCCGUCGACGCGCCUCCUGGCGAGCGACGGCGCGCGUCCCGGGAGCGCCGCAGUGCCUCCCCGGAGCGCCGCAGCGCCUCCCCGGAGCGCCGCGGCGCCUCCCCGGACCGCCGCAGCGCCUCCCCGGACCGCCGCAGCGCCUCCCCCGACCGCCGUAGCCAGCGCCUCCCCGCCGCGCCGCGGCGUCUCCACGGAGCGCCGCGGUGCCUCCCCCGCGGGGAGGCGCGGCGUUUCCCCCUCGGGGCGGCGGGGCGCCUCCCAGGGGAGGCGGAGGCGGAGGGCUGUGCCGCGGGCCGGCUGCGCCGUGGCGGUGCUCGAGGACUUCGCGUCAAACAGCAAGGGCAGCGUGCUGUUGAGGGAAGGCUGGGAGGGCGAGGUCGUCAGGCUCGACGGGGACGGGGACGCGCUGAUCAGGUUCGAGAAGCAGCACUGCGCCGAGUGGGUCGUCCGGGGCAACUUCUCGAAGCUUCGGGUCUACGAUCCAGCGGAGGAGGAGACGGAGGUGACGGACGACUCUGGGGACGAGGCGGCGACCAGCAGGCUGCCUUGGACGGAGCCCACGGAGGCCACGGAGCUGGAGUCGGAGGCCCCGUGUGGCUGCGGGCUGUUCUGAGCCGGAUCAGCCCCAUCCGCCGGGGGUUACCCCCGACCUCGGGCUCUGCUGCGAGGGGUGGCCACUGGCCCAAGGUGACCCCAGGCUAUCCAGGGAGGCCCCCAAUGGCCUCCAGGGCACCCACCAUGAGGAGUCCCUGGAUGGAGCGGCAAGCUGGAGCCACCUCGGUCCAAGGCCUCGUUGUCAACAUUCGACCGUCUCCUGCCGCGCACCAUCGCCACCCAUUGAAAUUUGUGGUGUGGCGGUUUCUUGGUGCACUUUCGGCGCCUGCCCCUUUCGCGAGACCAGUCGGCGGCAGGGCUUUGAGAUUGGUGGCGCCCACCAUCCAGUCCCACCAUCCCUCCCUCCCCCUCUCCCCUCUCACCGCCUCCCCCUCCCGUCCUCGUUCCUCCCUCUCCCCUCCACUCCACCGCGCCUUUUCAACCCUCGUUGGCGACGGGGGGAAGGAAUGUGGAUGAGGGAGCUUUGCGAGUCUCCCACAGGGGUUGAAGGGGCCCGCUGGUCCUGCCCCUCGAGGGUGUCGCGCGGAUGGAGCUAAGAAUCCAGCUGUGGCCAGGGUGGUCACGGCGAGCGUAGUUCGUUCAACCAGUUAAUCGCGCCGGCCAGAUAGGGCCAGUUUGCACGUGGGGGGUGGAAUUCGCGCUCAGCCAGCCAGCGGAGGUGCCAGUUUUUUGCUUGCGCAGAGUUCCCUCUUCGCAUCCUACCACCCCGUCCUGCUCCUCUCCUGCGCCUGCGGUCUCUUGCACCUCACGACUUGAGCAGGCGAGUCGUGAGUCUUCCAGAGGUAUGUGGAGGCUUCGCUGCAUGACCAGUAUCUGUAGUCUGUUAUGCCAGCGGGGCACA